This is a messenger RNA of Penicillium chermesinum, 1647 nucleotides long. Its product is annotated as putative PB1 domain protein. NCBI's taxonomy places the organism in Eukaryota, Fungi, Ascomycota, Eurotiomycetes, Eurotiales, Aspergillaceae. The transcript has 6 exons. The record is from RefSeq and is a predicted model, not a curated record. Bases 1 to 1647 code for a protein of 548 amino acids. Gene Ontology annotation, molecular function: protein binding.
AUGUCGCUAAAGCAGGAAAUCGAAACCUGGGUGGCUGCACUCGAGGCCUAUGAUAAGAACAAUUUCGAAGAAGCCCUGCGUCAAUUCGAUCAGAUCGCCGACACCUCCAAGAUCCUCUUCAACUGUGGUGUCAUCUAUGCCACGCUGGGUGAACAUGGUAGAGCAGUUGAAUGUUACCAACAAGCAGUUGGGCUGGAUCGCUACCUUGCAAUCGCCUACUUCCAGCAGGGGGUCUCCAAUUUCUUAUUAGGGGACUUUGAAGAAGCCUUGGCGAACUUCAACGACACCCUGCUGUAUCUCCGUGGAAACACAUCUAUCGAUUAUGAGCAGCUAGGUCUUAAUUUCCGGCUAUUCUCAUGCGAGGUGUUGUUCAAUCGCGGAUCUGGAAUAUGCUGCCAAGGAAAAGUAACCGAGGACCACAACGUUAUUGAUGAUGCGAUACGUGAACAUGCAGAUGGGUAUACGGUUUUCUCAAUCCCCGUUGGAGCCUUGUACCGGCCCAACCCGGCUAAAGUCAAGAACCUCAAAACCAAGGACUAUCUAGGGAAAGCCCGUCUUAUUGCAGCAGCCAACAACCAGAACAAUGAACACCAAUGGAAGCCUGAAAUGGUCAUUGAAAAACUGACUGCUGAAGACAGAGAGGGCAUGUCUUGGGGAGCCACCCACCUUGUCCACAAAAACUUGAGCAGCCGAACUCGUCAACAGUCCGAACCACCAUUAAACCGCCACGUCUUCCCGCCAACACCCCCUCCAGAGGAUCGUGCCGCCGCCGCCGGGGCUACCCCCUUGACUCAAGGGCACAGUCGAUCAUCGUCUCUCCGCAGCACUCGCCCCCCACGCUUGGAUCUGGAUCGAACAGGGGCUAGCUUAGAGCGCCGCCCCUCCGCGUCAGAUGUCCAUGAACACGUCCAAGUCCCCAACCCGGGCCCUCCUUUCGCUCCCGCACCAGCGCAGAAGCCCCGAAUCGGCACAACUCGCACCGCAUCAGAGCCAAGAGGACCCCCAAAUCGGCAGAACCUGCGGGGCCUUGCCCUUGAUACCGGGCGCGGACAGUGGGCCCAAGAACAGCAAACGGGACACCGUAGGAAUUACAGUGAUACCGACUAUAGCACAGGCCAUGACUACAUCCAGCAACAAGCCUACGACGCAUAUAGCCAACCCCAUGGUAUGUCCCAAGGAUUCGGCCGAGGAAGCCGACACCAGCCACCGCAGUAUAUUCAGGAGGAAGACGAGUUCGACAGCGACCCGUGCGAUGGCGAGCCGCUGAACGAUGUUGGAUUCGAGAUCGUCCGGCCUGGCGAGGCACCGGGGCAGCGUCGCACGCGCUCUCCUGCUGGAUACCGGCGGGCCACUUCAAGGCGCCCAGAUGUACGCAGGUUUCGAACCAAGGUCCAUGCUCCUGAUGACAUUCGGUAUAUUAUGAUCGGGCCCACGAUCGAGUAUGCUGAGUUUGAAGCUCGAAUCCGGGAGAAAUUCGGGUUCCAGGGUCCGCUCAAGAUGAGGGUACAGGAUGAUGGUGAUAUGAUCACCAUGGUGGAUCAAGAAGAUUUGGACCUACUUCUUACAUCUGCUCGCGAUGUGGCUCGUCGGGAACGGAGUGAAAUGGGGAAGAUGGAAAUUUGGGUUGAGGAAAUUACCAUGAUUUGA